Acyrthosiphon pisum (pea aphid) is the source of this 1477-nucleotide messenger RNA. Its product is annotated as E3 ubiquitin-protein ligase MARCH2-like. The record is from RefSeq and is a predicted model, not a curated record. Gene Ontology annotation, biological process: protein ubiquitination. The coding region runs from base 726 to 1160 and encodes 144 amino acids. Gene Ontology annotation, molecular function: ubiquitin-protein transferase activity; zinc ion binding. Lineage: Eukaryota; Metazoa; Arthropoda; Insecta; Hemiptera; Aphididae. The transcript is spliced from 6 exons.
AUCACCGAAUGCAAUUUUCAUUAAUUACAAAUAACUAUAUUAUACCUAUUAUAGUAACUUCAGUGCGUUGCCUUUAAUGUAUGAAACGACACCGUACAACAUACGAUUUACAGUGUAGGUACAAUCCAAACAGUGAGCGUCAAUAUUGUUUGAGAAUUUAUUGUUAUUUGCGGUUUGAAUUCUAAAAUAAUUAAUUGUUUAUAAUCAAAGUUCCAAGUUGAAACCGUCCAAACCUAUUUGUCUAACAACGUAGGGAAUACCUAAUUAUAAGUAACGAUUUAUGUUUUUUAAGUAUGCUAUAAUUUAUUGUUAUGUACACAUCUUUAUUCGUGUAUCUUACUUUCUGCUUUGUCUCUGAACAACGGUAUAGUUAUAAUUAUAUAUAGGUAAUAUUUUGUUUGCAAGGAACACACCGAUGAAAAAAAAUACAAAUAUUAAUUAUCAUACUAUAGUGAUAUAGACUUAUCCAAUCAGAAUGAAUAACAAACUGUCAAUACAAGUUAAUAAUAAAAAAAAAACGCAGUUUUUUAAUUAAAUGCUCUGCUAUCAAAAAUAGAUUACAAUACAUUUAUCAUAAUAAUAUUAUUAACGACUAUCCAAACCAUUUAUCGUUUAUUUUCUAUAUUCACUUAAACCGAUCUGUACCUAUACACUGUACUCGGGUUCCGUAGGCUUCAACUCAAUUUUGGUUUUGACGUGUUUCAAGAAUUAAAUAAACGAAUAUCAUGACAUACGACAACAUGUAUCGCGCUGUUCGACGGUCGGAGGAGGAAGCGGUACAGAUGGAACCGUUUUCGGACGACAGUAAGAGACACGGCCAAGGAGACUCGCGGGACAUCGACGAAUGCGACGAGAAUGACAAGCUGAUAAUGUGUCGCAUUUGCUACGACGUUUUUUAUUUUUCUUUCGCCUGGGGCAGGACACGAUUAAAUGACGAUAAGAAGGAAAACACAGUAUCGCCAUGCAACUGUGUCGGAUCUCAUGCGCACGUCCACGUCACGUGCCUCGAGCAAUGGCUAUCCGUAUCAAAAUCGAGUACAUGUGACAUCUGCAGUUACACUUUCAAGACAAUCGAACGUUCUUUGACUAUACACGAGGAUAUGGAAGCGUAUGAACAUGGUGAUACGCUUGGACAAGAACUAUUUAAACGGUGCCGAUGAUAUCAACAAUGCGUUUGCUGUCUGAUAAACCUGGCUAAUUUAUAUUAUUUUAUAAUAUUAAGAUUAAUCUCUACUUACUUAAUUGUUUAUUUUUUUCUAAUCAGAGGUGAGAGUUAUUAUUAAGUAACUAUUAUAAACAAUAUUAAAUGUAAAUUCUAAAAUAUAUCGAUAAUCAUAAUACAUAAUUGUUAAUUAUUUAUCACUACAUGGGUAUGGGUAUCUAACGGUUAGAUUCUAAUCUAACGUAUUUGUGUUCAAGGGAAGAAUUAUGUAAAACAAAAUGUAUGAAUUGAAAUAUAUAAAUAAUCAUAUCAAUA